Molecule: messenger RNA, 1770 nt
Organism: Baudoinia panamericana UAMH 10762
Lineage: Eukaryota; Fungi; Ascomycota; Dothideomycetes; Mycosphaerellales; Teratosphaeriaceae
Exons: 1
Coding region: 193-1581 (462 amino acids)
Source: RefSeq, a predicted model, not a curated record
CCAUCUCGUUGCGUUCUGUCCUGUCCCUUGCUCUCUCGCAUCAAGCAUAUACACGGUCAUCUGCUUUCUGUCUCGGCGCAGCAACAACCAGAAACCAACUCCAAGACACUUCCAAAGCUCACAGAAGCAACCAUCCCAUGCACGACAAAUAACCCUUCUUUGAUCUCAUUUCUUCGAUCCCUUACAGGCGACAUGGCGGCCCGUCACACCGUCCAGUCUUUCACCGGCCACGCACUCACCAGAAGCCAAUUCAUGGCUAACCUGCGGCUUUCCCGUCCCCGGGCGGCCGUGGAGCCUUGUGAAGUGCAGGCGUGCCUCAAGUGCGGUGAUUCCUCGUUCCUCCGGACAUUGCAUGGUCACCUAAUCUGCCCAAGAUGCCUUGAGCGCCAUUUCGAGGGCGAUGGGAGCGUUGUACGCACGAACUGGUGCCUUUGCUGUGGUGAGGAGGUGUUUGAGGAGGGUGAGGAGAGCUCGGAGGAGGAGAUGGAGCUUGAGGAGGAUGGCGGGGAUGGGAUGGAGAUCGAGGACGAUGAGGAUGAUGUGGAGGGCGAGCAGAUGGAUGCGGAGGAUGCUCUGUUGGGCGCAGUCGACGGUGAGAACGAUGGUGACGAAAGACUUACCAAGUUCCAGUUCCUCGAGAUCCUGUGCAAUUCACAGGCGGAGAUCACCGCAGAGGGCACAGUCUGCGGUAUCUGCAUGGAGGAGCACACGGUCGGGACGAUGGCCAACUUCGUCAAUGCCUGUGGCCGGCAUAGCUUCGACGGCAACUGCAUCCGGUCCUGGGCUGUCGACCACAACAGCUGCCCGAGUUGCAGGGCCAAGCUGUACAGACGCCAGGGUUACGGUUGGGCCGAGGACGCCAAUGGCCGCCCUGCAAUGUACCAGAUGGAUUUGCAGAACGUCGCCACUCUCCGCGGCAUCGACGCCUACCUUAGCAAGGCGUACGGGAAGGGAUAUUGGGAGUCCGGGCCGUCGGAUGAGUGUAACGGCCUCCUUGCGCACCUGCUCGCUCAGCGGGCGACUCGUUUCUGCGCCGGCGAGCUGGAAGUCAAUUCGGCGAACGACUUUGUGCAGUACCAGCCGCAGGCGAGCCAGUUGGAGCUGCUAACCUCCGACUGUGUGUUCAUCGUCGACAACGAUGAACUCAAGAGGAGCACAGUUCACCGUUUCUUCGCUGGCUUAAGCGCUGCGCUCGAGGACCGCUCGGCAGACGACAGCCCCAUGGUCGCGCAUCCGCUGGCCUUCGCAGCCAUAUUGCAGGUGUGGCACGUCAUCCGGGCCAACAAGGGACGGCGACUAUCGGCUGCCGCGCUUGAGAAGCUGCUCUGCGAACAUCUGCAGAGCUGCGGUGAGCUCUACGAUCUCUCUGCGCGAUCUUCGCCGAUCGGACGGGACUCGCGGUUCCCUCACCUGAUGGUGCCUGAAGAGGACAUCAGGUCAGAUGCACUGCCCGUUGGCUUUGAUGCCUGGGUCAGAGACCUGGUCUGGGGCGUUGUGAGGGACUUUGUUGGCGAGGAGGUGUGGACAGACCGAACGCAGUGGCGUUCGAAGCGACGGGAGGAGUUUUGGCACAGUCCGUAGUGGCACCGCUCCCAGAGCGAUAGAUCUGAGAUGAACUGCUGCAAGGGUGACGGAGCAGGUGCAUGGGUAUCGAAGUUGAGAUGCUCUUACCGUUUGUGCUCGCUCUCGAGACUAUCGAGACUGCUUGAGCUAUUUAUGUUGGCCUCCGGAUGUUUUUAAGCACGACGUUGGCUUUGGGAUAGGCUAGAA